AUAUAUAUAUAUAUAUUGAUUUAGCGUAUACAAUCUGAUUCGGUUGGUUCCCUUGUUCUUAGUUCUUACUGGUUGUUCUCGAAUUAGGGCUGAAUCAACCUGGUAUCAAGAUGGGUAGUUCGGAACCCAGUUUGGAAGAUUUACUGCAAGACAAGAAGCGAGUCAGGAACCCUUUCGUCCCCGUUGGUGCACUUAUUACUGCUGGUGUGCUUACGGCUGGCUUAAUCAGUUUUAGGCAAGGAAAUUCUCGCUUAGGCCAGAAGUUAAUGAGGGCUCGUGUGGUUGUCCAGGGAGCUACAGUGGCUCUCAUGGUUGGCACUGCCUAUUAUUAUGAACAAAAUCCUUGGGGAUCGAGAUAAACUUUGAAUACCCUAAAAAGGACCUUGUAAUUGCUUUGUUUCAUGCUACUUUUAGUUCUGUUUAUGUGAAGUGGAAUUUGGUCAUUUGAGGACCAAAUUCCUUGCCAACUACUUGCUUUACUUUUUACCACAAGUGCAUAACAUUUGAAUUUUUAUGAAUGUACACCGAUAUAAUAGUGCUCUCAAUGAAAUAAGCGACUCUCAGUUGACUUGA
Lotus japonicus is the source of this 573-nucleotide messenger RNA. Its product is annotated as RING-H2 finger protein ATL48-like. NCBI's taxonomy places the organism in Eukaryota, Viridiplantae, Streptophyta, Magnoliopsida, Fabales, Fabaceae. The coding region runs from base 111 to 359 and encodes 82 amino acids. The record is from RefSeq and is a predicted model, not a curated record. The transcript is spliced from 2 exons.